This is a messenger RNA of Sorex araneus (European shrew), 3823 nucleotides long. RefSeq names its product MEFV innate immunity regulator, pyrin (gene MEFV). The transcript has 8 exons. Bases 394 to 2163 code for a protein of 589 amino acids. The record is from RefSeq and is a predicted model, not a curated record. NCBI's taxonomy places the organism in Eukaryota, Metazoa, Chordata, Mammalia, Eulipotyphla, Soricidae. Gene Ontology annotation, molecular function: zinc ion binding.
GACCGUGCCCAGCCCUGGUGUCAGAUCACUGGCUGUUUCACAGGGGGACAGCAGUGAAACUCCUGCUCCUGGUCUCCCUUGACCACGUGGCCAUACAGCUGCCCCAGGCCCUGAGCGGGCCCUCCUGGCCCUGGCCUCACCGGGCACUCUGCCGCCCAGUGAGCUGCCCACAGCACCAGAAGGGCAGGGAGCGAGCUGCAAAGCCAAGGCCGCAUCUGUGAGAAAGAAGGACCUGGCAAUGACUGGCAGUGACACGAGUCCCCAGUUCCCAGUGAGACACCGACCUUCCGGUGUGUCUUUUCCGUUAUUUCACAAGCUGCCACACCCCCUGGGGCCUCCAGGACAAAAGGCUUUCCUCCUCUGAGCAGACACUGGCUCUCUCGAGUCGCUGCCAUGGAGGAGAUCGUGGCUGAUAAUCUGCUCCACUCCCUGCAAGAGCUGCUCCCUAAUGAAUUUGAGGUGUUCAAGCUUAAACUGCAAAGCACCCACCUGGAGAACGAGCCGCCCCGGAUCAGUCGGAGUCAGCUGCAUGACGCCACGCCCGUGCAAGUGACCGGCCUGCUGCUGUGGCACUACGGGCAGAUCCCUGCCGUGCUGCUGACCCUGAAAAUCCUCAAGAAAAUGAACCUGGAACAGCUGAUCCAGAAGCUGAUGAGCGCCCUCGUUCCAGAGAGUCUGUCGAGCCAGCAGCCGGAGCCCAGCCUGACCCAGACUAAUUGGGGUCCAGCGGGCGCCAAGCAGGGCCGCCCGAUCCGCAGGAUCGCCAGCUCGGCCGGGAGACUGCAGAACCUCGGCGGGUCCGUGCGGCUGCGAGAGGGCCUGCGGAGCUCAGGCAAGGAGCGCCCUAAGAGCCUGGAGUCCAGCAUCCCUUGCGGGGACAAGGAGCUCGCCCACUGGUUUGCGCUUCUGGCCCAGGAGAAACGGGAAAGUGAGAGUCUGGACUUGGCGGUUGCUCCCGGACGCGGGGUCGCCCAGCGGGGCCCCGAGCCUCUGCGCAAAGGCUCCAGGCACCCCGGACACUCCAAGGGGCCCGAGGGAGCCGCAGUCCGCAACGCACCUCCCAGGAUUUCCCCUCCCAAAGAGAAGCCCAGCAGCGCCCCUGCAGGGAAAAGUGGAAUGACCGGUCCGGUGGCCCUUGGUGUGGGGGUUUCUCCAUCUUCAGGAAUGCCACAGGAAAGGGUGGUGUGUCCCCUCUGCCGCACCCAGGAAGAAGGCCUGAGUGCACAUGAAGCUGGCGGCUGCUCCCAGUGCCAGGCUUCGCUCCUGGGGAAGAGGGGGCAGGGCCAUGAGCCGCAGGAGAACCCAAAGAUGACCAGCCUGAGCCCCAAGACGCUGCCACCAUGUGAGCGCCACCGGAGACAGGCCCAGCUGCGGCUCUGUGAGGCCCACAGGGAGCCCAUCUGUCUCAUCUGCAGCCUGAGUCUGGGCCACCAGGGCCACCGCAUCUGCCCCACUGAUGAGGCGGCCCAGGGGUACAAGGAGCAAAUUCAGAAGCAGCUGGAGCAUCUGAAGGCGCUGAGAAAAUUCGGAGAGGAGCAGAGAUCCCAAGGGGAUAAGAAGGCAGUAAGCUUCCUGAAGUCCACGGAAGUCCAGAAGCAGAAACUGCGGUGCCAGCUGGAGGGGCUGUGCCAGUUCCUGGAGCAGCAGGAGCAGCUCUUUGUGGCCUGGCUGAAGAAUCUGGCCCAGAACAUCGAGCAGCUCCGGGGCGCCUACAGCACCCUCGCGGCCAAGGGCGCCCUUCUGGAGGAGCAGGCUGGGGAGCUGGAGGCCGCGCAGUGCCAACCCGCGUGGGAACUCACGCAGGACAUCGGAGGCCCGCUGCACAGGGCCCAGAGUCUGCCUGUCCCCGAGCUGCGGGCCACCCCUCCGGACAUGAAAGAAAAGCUCCACCAGAAAUCCGAGCUCAUGGAGAGGACAAUGAAGCAGUUCUCAGGUGACAUGACUCUGGACGUAGAAAAGGCCCUUCUCAAGCUCACCCUCUCAGAUGACCUCAGGAGCGUGAGGGGGGCCCUUCUGCCCGCCCGCACGGAAAGGGCAGAUGCCUGCAUCAUCACCCUGUGCUCCCCCACCUCCUCCAGCUGCCACUACUGGGAGGUGGGAGGUGGGCGACAAGGCCAGGCGGGUGUGAAGGUUCUGCCAGGCCUCCACAAGCUGGAACGCUAGCCCGGCAUCCCCAGAGCACGACCCCCUUCAGGUGUUGGUGAGGAGGCGAGAGGGGCGUCAGCACCCCCACCUGUGAAGGAGGGGCGCAGGUGCGGGCAUCUCUCUGGACUACACGGCUUUUCCUUUCCCAACUUGGCCUGCCAAUCCCGUAUCGACACACUCGCCGGCUUCUCUUCCUCUGAGCGCCUUCAACCUGUCUUCGGCCCCAAUUCAUCCGGUGGAGACAAGAACACGGACCCUCGGGGCCGGAGCGAUAGCACAGCGGGUAGGGCGUUUGCCUUGCACGCGGCCGACCCGGGUUCGAUCCCCGGCAUCCCAUAUGGUCCUCCAAGCACUGCCAGGAGUAAUUUCUGAGUGCAAAGCCAGGAGUAACCCCUGAGCAUCGCUGGGUGUGACCCAAAAAGCAAAAAAAAAAAAAACAGAACACGGACCCUCUGAGCAUCUGUCCAGUCGGUGGCCAGGGACCCCACUGAAUACUGCAGGCUCCGUGCUCUUGCCAUGAUUGAGCUCCGCUGGGGGGUGGGAGGAGCUGCAGAAGCGGCCACUCCAGCGACCGAGGCGAGCGACCAAGGGGAGAAGAGCUUGAUUCGAGAGACAGCGUGUGAUGGAGGCCUCGGAAACGCUCAUGAGAAUCAACAACGUCGGUGCUUCGGAGGUGGGGCCAUCCCGGCUUCCCUCAGACCCCACCCCCAGAUGGACCCCUCAGGCUCCCCUUUCUGGUGCUUUCGAACCUGGAUUAAUGAACUGCGGCUCCAGGACGUACUGGCUGGUGCACUGGCUGGUGCUCUUGCAGGAGCCAUUGAGAAAAUGCACCGAGACUCGGCACUGGCUGGGAGACCCCAUUUCCCCACUACCCCACUGCCGGACGUAUUUCAGUGAGACUAUUCUGCCUUCAUCUGUCUACAGGCUGGCCUGUGGAAUAUCAGGUGCUCUCGCUCACACACUAUUUAGAGAGAUCUUCAGAGAAAGUGUUAGGGGAAGGUUCUGGAUCUCUGACCGCAGACAAGGACCACACGGGAAUGCAAUUAGCAAGUGCGUAGUUUAUUAUUAUUAAGCUGGCUAGCCAGGGUUGUACGUACUCGUACUCACACAGUGACACGCAGGCCCCAUGUGCGAGGCAAGGCCCCGAGCUUCUUCAGAGGAGAUCUUAUAUUGGCCUUCACCAGCCGUUACAGCAGAGCCCGCGUGUUUCAUAGCCAAUAAAUUUGUAAUGAUACAUAUUUUCCUAACCAAUCCAUUUAGAAGGCUAUCACUCCUUAGCCUAUAGUUUUAGAGAUCAGCAUUUGCGUCAAUGUUCAGGAAUGUCCUGGGUUUUAGGGCAGCCAUGGGUCUAGUGGCAUGGGUUUUGUAAAAAGGCAUCUAAGAGGCAUCUGGUUAUCUGAUCUGACUUGCAACCUGGGGCGCCUGUAUCCGAGUUCCUUGCUCAGGGGCAGAAAAACAAAUUAUUCUGCAAUUCGGGCUCCUGUAAAAAGAAUCUUAAGAAAGCUAAACUAAUUCCUAUGGUCUGUUCUGGGCCAAUUCUUCAAUAAAGGAAGACAAGAAAACUCGAUUGAAGAUUAAACCCCAAGACCCCCCACCCAACUCCUCUUCCCAUUUUCACUAGCGCCAAAAGUCAAAUUCUCCAAGGUUAUAACCAGAAAUACAAGUCGUGUUUUCUUUA